This is a messenger RNA of Gekko japonicus, 4021 nucleotides long. RefSeq names its product mitogen-activated protein kinase 8 interacting protein 3 (gene MAPK8IP3). Lineage: Eukaryota; Metazoa; Chordata; Lepidosauria; Squamata; Gekkonidae. Bases 1 to 3636 code for a protein of 1211 amino acids. Gene Ontology annotation, cellular component: cytoplasm. The transcript is spliced from 32 exons. Gene Ontology annotation, molecular function: kinesin binding; JUN kinase binding; MAP kinase scaffold activity. The record is from RefSeq and is a predicted model, not a curated record. Gene Ontology annotation, biological process: vesicle-mediated transport.
AUGUUGGAGAUCCAGCUGGACGAUGGCGGCGUGGGGGGCUACGCGGGCGACGACUACUGCUCGGGCUCGGUGAUGUCGGAGCGCGUCUCGGGCCUGGCCAACAGCAUCUACCGCGAGUUCGAGCGCCUGAUCCACUGCUACGACGAGGAGGUGGUGAAGGAGCUGAUGCCGCUGGUGGUGACCGUGCUGGAGAACCUCGACUCCGUCCUCACCGACAACCAGGAGCACGAGGUCGAGCUGGAGCUCCUCCGCGAGGACAACGAGCAGCUCCUCACCCAGUACGAGCGGGAGAAGGCGCUGCGCAAGCAGGCCGAGGAGAAAUUCAUUGAAUUUGAAGAUGCGCUGGAACAAGAGAAGAAGGAACUACAGAUACAGGUUGAGCACCUUGAAUUUCAAACACGGCAGUUAGAGCUGAAGGCCAAAAACUAUGCAGAUCAGAUUUCCCGGUUGGAAGAGCGAGAAUCAGAAAUGAAGAAAGAAUACAAUGCCCUUCAUCAGCGCCACACAGAGAUGAUCCAGACCUACGUGGAACACAUUGAGCGUUCCAAGAUGCAGCAGGUGGCAGGGAAUAGUCAAAAUGAGGGUGGUCUUCCCGGGAGAAGUCAUCGUCAGUCAUGGAGGAAAAGUUUGAAGAGCCGUCCCAAUUCGCUGAACAUCCCCCUCACAGAUGGCAUGGUACGUGGGCAGGUGGGGGCCAAGAUCGCCCCCGCAGUGGACCACUGGCACCUGACUGACCUCGGCCAGCUGCAGUCCCACUCCAGCUACAAGUGCCCAACUGAGCAAAUGUCUGAAUCUGGACAGUCCUCUGCCGCUGCAACGCCGAGCACCACCGGGACAAAAUCCAACACGCCCACCUCAUCCGUUCCCUCCGCUGCCGUCACCCCCUUGAAUGAGAGCCUCCAGCCCAUGAACGAUUACAGCAUCACAGCCAAGAACAACAAACGGUCUCGGGAGAAGCGGAACAGUCGGAAUAUGGAGGUCCAGGUCACCCAGGAGAUGAGGAAUGUGUGCAUAGGAAUGGGAAGUAGUGAUGAGGGGUCAGAUUUUCAAGACAUCGACUCCACUCCUGAGUUGGACAUGUGUCAGGAUCCCAGGCUGGAGCGGACGGGAAAUAGCCCAACUCAAGGUAUCGUCAACAAAGCGUUUGGCAUCAACACGGAUUCGCUGUACACCGAGCUUACUGAGGUGGGCUCCGAAGCCAUCGGAGAUGUGGACGAAGGAGCAGAUCUGUUAGGGGAGUUUUCAGUACGGGAUGAUUUCUUUGGAAUGGGCAAAGAAGUGGGGAAUCUCUUGUUGGAGAAUACGCAGCUCCUGGAAACAAAAAAUGCUUUGAAUAUAGUGAAGAAUGACUUAAUUGCGAAAGUUGAUCAGCUCACAGGGGAGCAGGAGGUGCUGAAAGGAGAGCUCGAAGCGGCAAAGCAGGCAAAAGCCAAAAUGGAAGCCAGGAUCAAGGAACUCGAGGAGGAGCUGAAAAGAGUGAAAUCGGAAGUGAUUGUUGCCCGACGAGAACCCAAAGAGGAGGUGGAGGAUGUAAGCAGCUAUCUCUGUACAGAAUUGCAGUCCUCCUCCCCCCUGCAGGACAACAUUCCCAUUGCCCAGCGGCGGCGCUUCACCCGGGUGGAGAUGGCCCGUGUCUUGAUGGAGCGCAAUCAGUACAAGGAGCGGUUGAUGGAGCUGCAGGAAGCCGUCAGGUGGACGGAGAUGAUCAGAGCCUCCCGGGAGCAUCCUUCAGUCCAGGAGAAGAAGAAAUCUACCAUUUGGCAGUUAUUGAGAAGUAACACUGUUGCUUCUCUCCUCAGUGACUGUACGUCAUCCGCACGUCGCGAGCAGAAGCGCGAACAGUACCGCCAGGUCCGGGAGCACGUGCGGAAUGAUGACGGUCGCUUGCAGGCUUGUGGGUGGAGUCUGCCGGCCAAAUACAAACAGCUGAGUCCUAAUGGUGGUCAGGAAGAUAACCGUAUGAAGAAUGUCCCCGUUCCUGUCUACUGCCGACCUCUGGUGGAGAAGGACCCAACCAUGAAGUUGUGGUGUGCAGCAGGAGUCAACUUGACAGGCUGGAAGCCUGUGGAACAAAACGCUGGAAAUGGACAAAAGCCAGAUCCAGGAUGCGAUCCUUUAACCUGCGACCGGGAAGUGGAAGGAGAGAACGGCAAGAGCAACCACACAUCUCCGGAAAAGAAAAAGGCCAAAGAACUGCAUGAGAUGGACGCCACAUCCAGCAGAGUGUGGAUUGUCACAAGCACCUUAUCCACAAGCAAAAUUGUGAUUGUUGAUGCCAACCAGCCUGGCACAGUUGUGGAUCAUUUCACCGUCUGCAAUGCCCACGUCCUUUGCAUCUCCAGCAUACCAGCUGCUUGUGACAGUGACUACCCUCCCGGUGAAAUCUUUCUGGAAGGGGACUUGAAUCCCGAAGAGUCUUCAGGGACAGACAGUGUUUUGACAGGCAUCACUCUGGUGGGUUGUGCAACCCGGUGCAACGUGCCCAGUAGCAAUUGCUCCUCUCGUGGAGACACUCCUGUUCUGGAUAAAGGGCAGAGCGAGGUGCCUGCAGUGAGCAAUGGAAAGAUCAACCAGGCUCAGUCCACCGAGGAGGCGACAGAAGCCACGGAGGUGCCCGAAAAUGGCACAGAUGAAAUGGAGCCGGCCCAAGUGCGGCCUGGUCCGCUUACGGAGCAUGUCUUCACGGACCCAACCCCAGCUCCAGCACCUGUAAGGCAGAGCAGGUGGCUUGGAGCCCAGAAUGGCUGGUUGUAUGUCCACUCGGCGGUCUCUAAUUGGAAGAAAUGUUUACACUCAAUAAAGCUGAAGGACUCGGUGCUGAGCUUGGUGCAUGUGAAAGGACGUGUGCUUGUGGCCCUAGCUGAUGGAACGCUUGCUAUAUUCCACCGAGGAGAGGGUGAGGAGUGGGAUCUCAGCAACUAUCACCUCAUGGACCUGGGCCACACUCACCACUCCAUACGCUGCAUGGCUGUGGUGUAUGAUAGGGUGUGGUGUGGCUACAAGAACAAAAUUCACGUCAUCCAGCCCAAGACGAUGCAAAUUGAGAAGUCCUUUGAUGCUCAUCCUCGCCGGGAGAGCCAGGUCCGGCAGCUGGCUUGGAUUGGAGAUGGCGUUUGGGUUUCCAUCCGGCUGGACUCAACGCUGAGGCUGUAUCAUGCUCACACUCAUCAGCAUCUCCAGGAUGUAGACAUAGAGCCCUACGUCAGCAAAAUGUUAGGGACCGGGAAGCUGGGUUUCUCGUUUGUGAGGAUCACGGCCUUGCUCAUUGCCGGCAACCGUCUGUGGGUGGGGACAGGCAACGGAGUCGUCAUUUCCAUCCCUUUGACGGAAACCGUAGUACUCCACAGAGGUCAGCUUCUUGGGCUCAGGGGUAACGUUCUUGCAACGCUGAACGGGAGCGUGUUGGACAGUCCUUCUGAGAACCCCGGCACGGCCCCCGUUGAGACAGAAGGGCAGAAGCUGAAAAAUGUCCUGGUGCUGAGCGGAGGAGAAGGUUAUAUUGACUUCCGGAUUGGGGACGGAGAGGAUGACGAGACGGAGGAGAAUGCAGGGGACACCGCCCAGGUCAAGCCCAUUCUCUCCAAGGCCGAGAGGAGCCACAUCAUCGUGUGGCAGGUCUCCUACAUCCCCGAAUGAGCUCCUUCUCCUUUUCCUGCCGACUCUAUUUCUCUCUUCCCCGCCCUGACGCCCUGAAUGCCAAUAUGUACAUAUGGAACUCCUGCAUUAUACCUCCUGCUGGAAACUGAACCCCGGAUGACUGCCUACACCUCCUUGUGCCAUUGCAAGGCCUCCCUCCUCUUAUAUCCUCUGAACUUGCAGCUUUCCUAUCGGGCCCACACGCUUCCUGAAUCAGGCGGGUCACCGGAAGGGGAGGAUCUUGAGAAUGAAGCCUGCUGUCAGGUAUCGCGAUGGUCAGAGGAGUGAAGUUGGUUUGGGGGGGCUGGCUGACGUUUUCGUGACAGGUCCCUUUCCCUCCCUCACCUGCCCACCUGCAUGGAAAAGAGAGCUACUUCUUGGCUAU